GUUACCCUUUUUCAUUGAGGUAUUCCGUCUAGCCGGAGCAACAGCUAUGGCAAUCAAUGGAUUCAAUGCCGUGUUUAGUUUGACGGUUAUGAUGCUGCUCAUGAUGGCUGCCGCUGCUGCAAACGAAUACACUAACCACACCGUUGGCGGUGAUGCCGGCUGGUUCUUCGAUCCCGUGACCGACACCUCUGUUAGUAAAUUACACUUCUUUUGUGUUGCUUUCAACUCUUCCUUCAUUACUUCAUACCAUCUUGAAUCUACAAGGCCAGUUUUAAGUGUUCAAGCUUCCUCUAGAAUAGAAAUUGAACGAGGGGAAGCACUAUAAGGUAUAAGUCCAGCCUUUUCUUUUCCUCGUAUCUUCAUUAGAUGUGUAUUAACGCUUAAAUGACAUCUUGGAUCAAGGUUAGAUGAAGAAAUAAUAUUAGUAAAACUUGAGUUGGAAAUAUUUGAAGGGUUUCAAUGGCUUGCUCUUUGUGUACUAGGCUCGUAACCAUCAUUUAUGGGAGGUUCUACAUUCUGAUUGCCAUUUGCUAAAGGGGAUCACAAGUCAAUUUAGGUAGUGCUAGAAUAAGAUUUCUUGCAUCAC
Rubroshorea leprosula is the source of this 586-nucleotide messenger RNA. NCBI's taxonomy places the organism in Eukaryota, Viridiplantae, Streptophyta, Magnoliopsida, Malvales, Dipterocarpaceae. The record is from the annotation of a GenBank genome assembly.